Molecule: messenger RNA, 939 nt
Organism: Phascolarctos cinereus (koala)
Lineage: Eukaryota; Metazoa; Chordata; Mammalia; Diprotodontia; Phascolarctidae
Product: olfactory receptor 4P4-like
Biological process (GO): G protein-coupled receptor signaling pathway
Cellular component (GO): membrane
Molecular function (GO): G protein-coupled receptor activity; olfactory receptor activity
Source: RefSeq, a predicted model, not a curated record
AUGAAAAACAGGAAUAACAGCACUGAAUUUGUUCUUUUAGGACUUUGUCAAAAUAAUGAGGUUCAGGUUCUGUGUUUUGUACUAUUCUCAUUUUGUUAUGUGGCUCUUCUAAUGGGAAAUUUGAUAAUCAUGAUGUCCAUCCUGGUCAGUCAGCUCAUUGACCAACCCAUGUACUAUUUCUUAACCUAUUUAUCCCUUGUAGAUGUUUGUUAUACCUCCACAGUGACACCAAAGCUCAUCAGUGACUUGUUGGUUGAAAGGAAGACCAUUUCUUACAACAACUGCUUGAUCCAAGUUUUUACAAUGCACUUGUUUGGGGCAAUAGAAAUCUUUGUUCUUACAGGAAUGGCCUAUGACCGGUACGUGGCCAUCUGUAAACCUCUGCAUUACCAGGUGAUCAUGAGCAGGAAGAGGUGCAAUAUGAUGGUCUUAGCUGCCUUUGCUUGGGGAAUUCUGCAUUCAUUUUCUCAGUUUGUACUCAUAACGUUUUUACCCUUCUGUGGUCGCAAUGAGAUAAAUCACUAUUUCUGUGAUGUAUAUCCCUUAUUGGAACUUGCCUGCAUUGAUACUCAAAGGGUGGGACUUUUAGUGAUUGUAAGUUCAGGGAUGGUUGCAUUGGUGGUUUUCAUAGUGGUUAUGGGUUCAUACACUAUGAUAUUAUACACCCUCCAUGGACACUCUUCUGACAGCCGCAGAAAAGCUCUGUCUACGUGUGGUUCCCACAUCACUGUUCUUGUCUUGUUCUUUGGCCCUGUACUCUUCAUUUACAUUAGACCAGCCACCACCUUCAGUGAGGAUAAAGUGUUUGCCCUUUUUUACACCAUCAUUGCUCCUAUGCUCAAUCCUUUCAUCUACACUCUGAAAAAUAAAGACAUGAAAAAAGCAGUGAUGAAUAUAUGGAGCAGAAACAAGUUUUUAAGAAGAAAACUCAUUUUCUGA